AUGGACCUUUCUAAAGCUUAUGACUGCCUAUCACACGAUCUCCUGAUUGCAAAGCUUGCUGCUUACGAAUCAGAGGUAUGUAAUUUUGCCGACGACAAUACAUUGUAUGCAUGUGGUUUGAAGUUGGCUACUGUACUAAAUUCAUUAACUGUUGAUACACAAAAUAUGCUACAUUGGUUUAAAAUCAACUCACUAAAAGCCAACCCAACCAAAUUUCAAUUUAUAAUACUAGGUAAAAAAACAAGAGAUAAAAUCACUCUACCACUUGAAUCAGUUACUUUAAAUGAGUCUGACCACGUUACACUCCUAGGUAUUCAAAUUGACAAUAAAUUAAACUUCAAUCAACAUAUAAACAACUUGUACUCGAAGGCAAAUUUUAAACUUCAUGCAUUACGAAGACUACGACCUUAUUUAUCGCAACCCAAAGCAAAAAUACUCAGCUCAAGCUUUAUACAGAGUCAAUUUAACUAUGCACCCCUUAUUUGGAUGUUCUGCAGUAAAACUGCAUAUAGUAAAAUAGAGCGAGUACAUUAUAAAACAUUGAGGGUUGUAUACGAUAUAGUGAAAGCUGACUAUAUUGACAUUUUAGAAAAAUACAAGGACAAAUCCAUCCACCAACGCCACUUAAAAACUUUAGCAAUAGAGGUGUUUAAAAGCAUUGAAUCUGAACCCUGA
This is a messenger RNA of Hydractinia symbiolongicarpus, 675 nucleotides long. RefSeq lists its product as uncharacterized. The transcript has 2 exons. NCBI's taxonomy places the organism in Eukaryota, Metazoa, Cnidaria, Hydrozoa, Anthoathecata, Hydractiniidae. Bases 1 to 675 code for a protein of 224 amino acids. The record is from RefSeq and is a predicted model, not a curated record.